UCGGACCAAGCUCAGUCGUCGUUUUAAUUCCUUCCUUCUUCCUAUUGAGCUGACUUUUUUUUCUGUCAUCUCUUCUUCUCAAACCCUUUGCGUCGCUUGCAACGUUUUGGCAACAUCGCAAAACAACAAGUCAAAACACCUGACCUUGAAAACAUGCUUCGCACGCCUCGCUCGAAAGGGUCGCCACCGCGAACAGCUCCAGCGCGAAAUCGCCCUUCGGGCUUUGUGCUUGUGCUUCCUAUGGCGUUCUUCGCGGCAAUCCUCUUCCUCCUCGCCAAUGCUCGCGGGGCCUUCGCUGCGAACGGGACCCCGGUCGGCAUCCACUUUGAUAUUGAACCGCAGUCGCUGCCCAACUGGAAUGAUCCAACAUACCAAGCAUCGUGCGUCCAGCAGCAGCUGCAACUGGCCGACAAGAUGAAGGCUGCAUGGGCGUACGAAGGUGCACCGAUUCCGAUGACUUAUGAUAUUCCCGUUUGGUACGACGCCUUGACCACGACCUACAACGGCGAGACCAAGUCAGCGUUCAAGUUGCUCUCUGACCGCAUGCCGCGCGUCAACAUGAUGGACUUUCGUGACACAUAUGACACCAUCUUGCAAAACUGCGUCCCACAGUGCACCUACCUGGGCUCCCUGGGAAAGGAGUGCGCCGUUUCUGUCGAAUCCAAAGACAUUGGCUUGGACUCGGCUACCUUUUACGAGGAAGGACCGGCCGUGAUGCACAACAUUCUCGGUCAAGUCGAGGCGACCUUGAAAACUCAGUUUCCAACUGCAUUCAAAGGCAUGGGUGUGCACGAGUACGCCGCCUUGCUGAACAUCCCACCGUCGAGCACGCCGUACAACAGUGGACGACAGGAUGCGUACUUGUAUCUGUGGCAGUUUGAUCUUGGCCACAGCGAGACGGAUCGACAGCAGCUGUGGACCUUCCUUGACCAGUGGUCACCCUACUGGAACUUUCACACCAUGCUGUUUGAGGCGGAGGAUUUGCUGUUGUACGACCCCGCCGCCCUCCAGGCGUUCAUCAAGAUGCUCGACGCUCGCGGCAUCAAGACUGAGCUCACCUUUGGUUUUGCCUCCUGGGUAUUGCAACCAUUCCAUUCAUAUGUGGUCAACUUGGUGGCAGCCAGUGCCUGGUACUAUCGCAUCGUCAGCACAGGUGGCACAAUCCAGCCUGGCCAGCUCUUCCCAGGCGCGGGAUCCGGACCGGGAAUCAGCACUAGCACGAGCACUUCCACCUCUACGAGCUCUUCGACCUCUACGAGCACUUCUACAUCGACGAGCACGUCAACAUCGACGAGCACAGAGACUGGAACCGGCACUUCGACAUCGACGAGUACGUCAACUUCAACGAGCACUUCCACGUCGACAAGCACUGGAACUGGCACUGGAACUGGCACCGGAACUGGCACCGGAACUGGAACUGGCAGCGGCAAAGGCGAUGACUUUGUGCCAGCCACCUCAGAUGCUGCUUCCACCAUGGCCUCGUCCGCCCUCGUCAUUGCCGCUUUGAUGUGCAUGGUCACCGUGCGAUGGAUUGACUCCUAAUUUAUGCUGAAUGAACCAAAAACAAACAAAUAAACAAACCGAAAACACAGUACAAUGAAAGUGGCCGUGGAAGUCGAAAGCGUGAAUUUUCAAUAAAGACAAAAAAACGCAAGGAAA
Molecule: messenger RNA, 1659 nt
Organism: Capsaspora owczarzaki ATCC 30864
Lineage: Eukaryota; Filasterea; Ministeriida; Capsasporidae
Source: the annotation of a RefSeq genome assembly